AUGCUAAUGCGCAACGCAAUCAGGUGGGCGAUGGCUUUUCAGAACAGUCAUUUUUCCUUGGCGUAUGACCGACCAUCCAUCACCAUGAUCAACCAGCCGGAGAUCCCGUACGAUCCGAAAUCGAUGCCCGGUCACCGAGGGUAUUUCGAAACGCUUUGCCGCCUGAUUCAGGUUGUCCUCGACAUGCUGCGAGGGCUGAUGUUCACCCACCAUUCCCACCUGCGGUACCACGAAAUCCGGGAGUAUAAGCAGCGCAUUGAACGAAUCAUUGCCGAGGCUGCACCGCAUUUGAAAUCUCGCGAACGCUGUACGACGCUCGGGGAGCAUAUCGAACGGACCGAACUGCGACUCCAUUCCUCGUAUUUCAUAUCUCUCAUGUGCCGAGUUUCGUUGGAUCCGGACACUCCGAUGGAUGAACAGCGGCGCGAAAUUGUUCGGGAGGAUUGCUUGACGAACUUGAUAAACACGAUCGAGGCAUUCAUUGAGCUGCAUUCCAUCAAUUCUCAUGCCUCGCGAACCUGGAUUAGCCUGCAACGAACCAUUGCGUCAGCAUUUCUCUUGGUAGCGAAUAACAACGAUCAGUUGCAUCCGCAGACGUGGGACUUGAUCGAGAAACUGGAAGCGGUGCUGUCGGACCAUGUUCAUGACGAUGAGAGCAGCGAUCACAACAGCAAGACGGACUCGGCCAAGCACCUUGCAUCUUCCCUUCACGCUCUUCGGGAGGUCAGUGCCGCCUUCCGUGCGCGCAAAACGCGCCAUCGGGUGGUGCCGAAGGUGGUACCUAGCCUGCAGAACACUUCCCCUGCCACCUCGUUCGCAUCGCCAUCCUCCACUCUGGGAUCGGGGGUACCAGCGUACUCCUCUGGCCAGAGCGUUUCUCCCGACGGGCAGAUUGACAACAUUCUUAACCAGGUUUCGGAUGUAAUGCUAUUUCCCAGCAUGAGUUCGGGAAAUGCUUGA
This is a messenger RNA of Aspergillus luchuensis, 960 nucleotides long. Its product is annotated as transcription factor domain-containing protein. The transcript has a single exon. Gene Ontology annotation, molecular function: carboxy-lyase activity. The coding region runs from base 1 to 960 and encodes 319 amino acids. Lineage: Eukaryota; Fungi; Ascomycota; Eurotiomycetes; Eurotiales; Aspergillaceae. The record is from RefSeq and is a predicted model, not a curated record.